Messenger RNA from Pistacia vera, 1122 nucleotides. Its product is annotated as UDP-N-acetylglucosamine transferase subunit ALG13 homolog. Gene Ontology annotation, molecular function: hexosyltransferase activity. Bases 390 to 926 code for a protein of 178 amino acids. Gene Ontology annotation, biological process: dolichol-linked oligosaccharide biosynthetic process. NCBI's taxonomy places the organism in Eukaryota, Viridiplantae, Streptophyta, Magnoliopsida, Sapindales, Anacardiaceae. The transcript has 4 exons. The record is from RefSeq and is a predicted model, not a curated record. Gene Ontology annotation, cellular component: UDP-N-acetylglucosamine transferase complex; extrinsic component of endoplasmic reticulum membrane.
CUCUCUCAAGACCUUGGCAAGGAGACCCCAACCCAACCCCCACCACCAUAUUCCCUCACCCUGUAAAGAAGCACCGAACUCCACCGUGAACCCGCAGCCCCCCACCCACUUAACCAAGCCAACACAAGAAAUCAAUCCCUUACCCAAUACAACCCCUGAUCAGGAGGAAAUCGCGGAAAAACCAGCAAAUUCGAAGUGUUAUGUGGAGGGAGACCGGCUGGUCUUUGUAGCAUCACUGAAAGUUCGAAAAUUGAAAGUGAAGGUGUAUUCACCGUUGAAAUUCUGCUUGUGAUUUUCUUUGAUGUCCAUGGGUUGGCAUUAUUAAUAGGAGUUCAAGCUUAAUUGGUGUGCAUUUUAGACAGUAGUAGCUAUAGGCAGCAAAGUUAUAAAUGGGAGGUACUGAAGAUAGUGUGGGCUUGAAGAGAAUUGUGUUUGUAACUGUGGGAACGACAUGCUUUGAUGCUCUCGUACAAGCUGUGGAUACUUUGGAAGUGAAACAGGAAUUGUCUAGGAGAGGGUACACCCACCUUGUCAUUCAAAUGGGUCGAGGAACUUAUGUGCCCACUAAGUCUCUUGGAGAAGAUGGGUCCCUUGCUGUAGACUACUUCACUUUUUCAUCAAGCAUUGCUAAUCAUCUGAGUUCAGCAUCUCUUGUAAUUAGUCAUGCUGGGUCAGGUAGCAUAUUUGAGACCUUGCGACUGUCUAAACCCUUAAUUGUGGUGGUUAAUGAAGAUUUGAUGGACAAUCAUCAAAGUGAGCUAGCAGAAGAGCUAGCAGAGAGGAAGCAUUUAUAUUGUGCUCAUCCUCAAGACCUCCAUCAAGUUAUAGCUGGUAUGGAUUUGGAGUCUCUCUUGCCAUACCAUCCAGGUGAUGCCAAGCCAGUUGCCAAGCUUAUAAACAGGUUUCUCGGUUUCCCAGAUGAUUGAUGAAAUGACAAAAUUUCAUAAUUUGGAUCAGAGAAACCAAAUAUCCAGUGGGAUACCUUUUUUAUGCACCAUUGAGUUGCAUGUUUUGAUGAGGUACACAUUGUUGUAGGACAUUUUGAUACCCCGUAGUAUAAUUUCAUGAAGAAUGUUCAUUCUUGACAGAAUAGCACAGAAUUUUACGUACGAUUACAAAUUC